GGUUCUCCUGAUCUGAAAGCUGCCAGAGAGGUGGCAGACUACCUUGGAACUCGUCACCAUGAGUUUCACUUUACUGUGCAGGAAGGAAUUGAUGCACUAGAUGAAGUCAUUUAUCAUGUUGAAACAUAUGAUGUGACCACUAUCAGAGCCAGUACACCAAUGUUUCUCAUGUCUCGGAAGAUAAAGUCCUUGGGUGUGAAAAUGGUUCUAUCUGGUGAAGGUUCUGAUGAAAUUUUUGGCGGUUAUUUAUAUUUCCACAAGGCACCCAACAAAGAGGAGUUUCACCAAGAAACUUGUAGAAAGAUUAAAGCACUUCAUCUUUAUGAUUGCUUGAGGGCCAACAAAUCUACUUCAGCUUGGGGUGUUGAAGCUCGUGUUCUGCAAGCUAUUUCUAGACUCAAACUUGCUGCGAUCUAUGUUAGGUCUAGAGAAUAUCUGCCAAAUAAAACAAUGGAAGGUACACUCAAAACUUUUCUUGAAACAUUGCAGAUCAGACCUGAUCUCGGAAGAAUAGAAAAGUGGGUUCUACGCAAUGCUUUUGACGAUGAUCAGAAUCCUUAUCUGCCAAAGCAUAUCUUGUAUAGGCAGAAGGAACAGUUCAGUGAUGGAGUUGGCUACAGUUGGAUUGAUGGUUUGAAGGAUCACGCAAGCAGACUGGUUUCUGAUUCUAUGUUAGCGAAUGCAAGUUUCGUUUACCCGCAUAACACACCCACGACAAAGGAAGGAUACUACUAUAGAACUAUUUUUGAGCGAUAUUUCCCCAAGAAUGCUGCGAGGGAAACAGUUCCAGGUGGUCCAAGUGUGGCAUGCAGCACUGCAAAAGCAGUAGAAUGGGACGCAGCUUGGUCCAAGAAUCUAGAUCCAUCUGGACGAGCUGCACUCGGUGUUCAUGCAGCUGCUUAUGAGGAUGCAUCAGAGGUUAAAACCACAGUCGCAACAGAUACCCCUCAGAAACUUGAAGUUGAUAAAGCUGCAGUAGCUGUUUGAUUGUAUCCUCAUUCGCGCUGGGAAGUUCAUCCUGGUCUAACAUAUUGAAAACAUGACUUGUUCUUACUGUCAAUUUAUUUAACUUCUUUCACGAGUUUGAAUUCUUCGGUGUUAUUCCCUGUGUGUUUCUCUUUUUCUUUUUUUGGGUUGUAGAUACCCUGUUUCUCAGUUACCCGAGUUUAUUCUACUAGAAGAAAUAUGCAUGAAUUGUGACAAAUA
Molecule: messenger RNA, 1206 nt
Organism: Nicotiana tabacum (common tobacco)
Lineage: Eukaryota; Viridiplantae; Streptophyta; Magnoliopsida; Solanales; Solanaceae
Source: RefSeq, a predicted model, not a curated record